GGCGACGACGACGACGACGACGCCAGUCAAUGCCAGAGCGCGAAGCGGUCGCGUUGACAGCGGUAGCAGCUCUCCAAUAAUUCCCCAAUACAAUACAAUACAAUACAAUAUAUUAUUCCGUUCCGGCGACUCGACUUAUAUCGCCCAACGCUAAUUGCUUCGCUGUGAUACGCGAUUCGGUUCCGAGUUUCGGUGAGAUACAUCCAUCAGAUAUCAGAGCCAAAAUCGCCGACACGACUUGGCAACACUCACUUUGAUAGGAGGAUAAUUAAAGUGUAAUACAUUUUCCCGAUUCUGCCUUUCUUUCGGGGUCGUCGCUUUUGCCGGUGUUAAUUAAGCCUUCACACACUCAAGUGUGCCACUUGAAAUGUCCGCUCGGAGCACAUACGAACCUCUUAAGCACUGCCUUAUCGCCAGCCGGAUUCGGCCAACGGAGUAGACACAAGUAAAAAGUGAUCUCACAGAUAACGCCGAUUCGGAAUCAGUAUCAGUAGCAGUUUCCCAGGCAGUUGUGCACUCCACCGGCAGCUGGUAAAAAACCAGCAGAAUAUUCAUAAAUAAUCUUUGGAGGCAGCCACAUCGGCGGAUCAACUCCACUCCACUGAACUGCUGCUGGCCAUUGAAAGGAAGUGGGUCUUGUGACUUCGUCGUCGUGGUGCAGAUAAUUGAAUUUAAUGCACAAAUGAGCCCAAGGAAUUUGCUUUCAUAAAUCCCGUAUACACAUGCACAAGUGACGAAUGCAAUUCCUGCCCUGCACUCGCAUUGUCUGCCGUCUGCCAUCUGUGACCGCCGAGAAAAUUCACUUCCGAGUCGCACACAUCACUCCCGUCCCAAGAUGAAGGCGACCAGGAACGGAGGUCAGCUGCUCAUCGCCCCGUCGCCACACAGCCCCUCAGCCCGCCUGCUGCCCCUGCGCACCUACUCCAACGCCUCCUCCUUGGGCCACCACCAUGACAGGAGUCCUCUGCCGGAUGGCACGGACGAGGAGGAGGGUGGACUGGGCUACCACCACACGCUGAUGUAUGGUCGUUAUACCAAAGAUCUAGGAGAAUUUGCCAAGGAUGAAGCCAGAAAGCUCAAAAUACUCGAAAAGCGACGAAAGCAGGAAGAUAAACAAAGGAAUAAGGAACUGCUAGGCAAACACUCGACCCGGGCGAAGAAGGUGUCAUCAUGGAUCUGGAGGCACACGGUGGCCCGGCUGGGCGAGGAUUGGGUCUUCCUGGCGCUACUGGGCAUCAUAAUGGCGCUGCUCUCAUUCAUCAUGGACAAGGGCAUAUCCAUAUGUACAAACGCGCGAAUUUGGCUGUAUCGCGAUCUGACGUCACAGCCUUUUGUUCAGUACAUAGCUUGGGUCUCACUGCCGGUCUGUUUGAUAUUAUUCUCAGCCGGCUUUGUCCAUCUCAUCGCACCGCAAAGUAUAGGUUCCGGUAUACCCGAAAUGAAGACCAUACUGCGCGGCGUUCAAUUGAAAGAGUAUCUCACAUUUAAGACACUAGUGGCCAAGGUAAUUGGUUUAACGGCAACUCUGGGCAGCGGUAUGCCAUUAGGAAAGGAAGGUCCUUUCGUACAUAUAGCAAGUAUUGUAGCACAAUUAUUAAGUAAACUUGUCACAUCAUUCCAAGGCAUAUAUGAGAAUGAGUCGCGAAACUCUGAAAUGCUGGCGGCCGCCUGUGCCGUGGGUGUGGGCGCCUGUUUUGCCGCUCCCGUGGGGGGUGUGCUCUUCAGCAUAGAGGUCACCACCACCUACUUUGCGGUGCGCAACUACUGGCGUGGCUUCUUCGCCGCCGUUUGUGGCGCCACUGUCUUCCGACUUCUGGCCGUUUGGUUCCAAAAUGCGGAUACCGUUCGGGCCCUGUUCCUCACGAACUUCACCACCGAGUUUCCCUUCGAUCCCCAGGAGCUGUUUGUCUUCGCCUUGAUUGGUCUUGUUUGUGGAUUGGGUGGCGCCUCCUAUGUUUGGGUCCAUCGGCGAUAUGUCCUGUUUAUGAGAUCUAAUAAGCGGAUGAACAAGUUCCUGCAGAAAAAUCGCUUCUUGUACCCUGGUUUCCUGGCCCUGUUGGUCUCCAGCAUAUCGUUUCCCCUGGGCACUGGUCAGUUUCUGGCCGGCGAACUGAGCACCCAUGAGCAGGUUACGCAGCUCUUUAGCAAUUUCACGUGGUCACGCGAUGAUCUUACCGUGGAGCAGGCGGCCGUGGUGACUCACUGGAUGACCAGCUAUACUAGCGUGUUUGGAAACCUAGUGAUCUACACCCUCUUUACGUUCAUGUUCUCCAUUAUCGCCUCCACGAUACCAGUUCCUUCGGGCAUGUUUAUCCCGGUCUUUAAGAUUGGUGCGGGCUUUGGUCGGCUGGUGGGCGAGUUCAUGGCAGUGACGUUUCCCCAUGGAGUCCGAUAUGGCGGUCGACUAUCGCCCAUCAUGCCCGGAGGCUAUGCUGUCGUCGGAGCAGCCGCCUUCUCAGGAUCCGUCACCCACACGGUCUCCGUGGCCGUGAUCAUUUUCGAGAUGACUGGCCAGAUCACCCAUGUAGUGCCCGUGAUGAUUGCCGUGCUGGUGGCCAAUGCCGUGGCGGCCCUGCUCCAACCGUCGAUAUACGACAGUAUUAUACUGAUUAAGAAGUUGCCGUACUUGCCCGAUCUCCUGCCCUCCAGUUCGGGGAUGUACAGCAUAUUCGUGGAGGACUUUAUGGUGCGGGAUGUAAAGUACAUAUGGUAUGGCAUCUCCUAUCAGAAGCUCAAAGAGGUGCUCAAGCUGAACAAGACGCUGAGAUCGUUGCCACUGGUGGACAGUCCUGAUAACAUGAUCCUCCUGGGAUCUGUGCAGCGGUACGAGCUGAUCAAGAUGAUCGAGAAGCACAUUGGACGGGAGAAGCGAAUGGAGGUGGCCCAGAAGUGGCAGAAGGAGGCCCAGGAGCGGGCACUCGAGGAGGAGAAAAAGAAGCAGGAGGUGGAGCUGAAGAUGCGGCGACCAUCGAGAUUUGAGGUGUUACCUGCUCCGGAUAUUCUCAGUCUGCGGCAGAUUGCCAAUGAUGAAAUGCUGCCGCCCAAAAAGAGGGCGGAGACCAUGCAUAGUUCCCUGGCGCCCAGGAAGUCCAUCCUGAAGAAGACAAACUCCUUCAACCUGAAGACCUAUGCCCAGCCCAUGGCCCAUAGUCCUAGUAUCACUCCCUACACCACAAUCACCGGAAACUCCGAGUUCCGCAUUCGCUCCGCCUUCGAGGCCAUCUUUAAGAAGUCCACAACGCUCCAAGAUGUCCAGCCGGAUCCGGAAACGGGCUCCCUCUCCCCGGCCGCCAGCAACAACGAGGUGGAGGUGCCUCGAACUCCCAGCACUCCGGGCGUUUCCAAAAAGGUUCAGCUGUCUGCACAAAGUAAUUGGGAUUUUGUUACCGAUCAAAUUAUGCUGCAAGUAAACCCUAUUUCAACGGAAGCAACAAAAUUGCCUGCGGAAAAGGAUAGCACGGAUAUAGCAUUAUCAAAUAGUGGGGAUAGUUCAAGCCAGUCACCGAGUAUUAAAUUCAAAACAAACAAAGUUACAGAUGUAAAUAGAUCUCCUCAAAAGGCAAAAAAGUGCACGAAAAUACGGUUUGCCACUGAAGUUGGAGUAAAUGGUUCGCCUACUCGAACGAAAUGUGAAAUAAAAGAACCGAACGAACUGGGAUACUCUAUAGAGAAUGUGGAUGAAACAAAAGGUCCCGAAAUUGAUGUGGAGAGUAUUCAAAAGCCGAAAUCAGUGCAGCUGCCCAGGGAACGUGUCAUCGACAUGUCGCCGGAGGAUCAGAAGCAAUGGGAGCUCGAGGAGAUGUUAAAGCCCAUCGAUCUGGAGAAGGCCAAUGUGCACAUAGACCCCUCACCCUUUCAGCUGGUGGAACGCACCUCCAUACUCAAGGUUCACUCACUGUUUUCGAUGGUGGGCAUCAACCACGCCUAUGUGACCAAGAUCGGAAGGCUAGUAGGCGUGGUGGGACUCAAAGAAUUGCGCAAGGCCAUCGAGGACAUCAAUAGCAAUAGCUUUGUGCCCCCCACCCGCGAUGAGGAUGCCGACGACAAGCCGGCGGUGGAGAAACCUCUGCUUUCCACGAACACUAGCGAUAAGGCCGUGGACAUGACCGUCACCUCGAUGGACUCAGCUCUGUCCAACUCCGAGAACUGCUCGGACAUCGAAAUGGAGCACAUAAAGCACACGGAUAAGGGCACAGUUUCGCUCACCAUGCCGCCACAGGAUAACCCACCGGCGGAAACAAAAACCACAGAGAACGGCAAUCAUGCUUGA
Molecule: messenger RNA, 4270 nt
Organism: Drosophila suzukii
Lineage: Eukaryota; Metazoa; Arthropoda; Insecta; Diptera; Drosophilidae
Gene: ClC-a
Product: chloride channel protein 2
Biological process (GO): chloride transport; transmembrane transport
Cellular component (GO): plasma membrane
Molecular function (GO): voltage-gated chloride channel activity
Source: RefSeq, a predicted model, not a curated record